This is a messenger RNA of Phytophthora nicotianae INRA-310, 1148 nucleotides long. RefSeq lists its product as hypothetical. Bases 55 to 411 code for a protein of 118 amino acids. Gene Ontology annotation, molecular function: RNA binding. Lineage: Eukaryota; Oomycota; Peronosporomycetes; Peronosporales; Peronosporaceae. The transcript has 2 exons. The record is from RefSeq and is a predicted model, not a curated record.
GUUGUCUCUAUAUAGGAACAAAACGAUUGCUGCAUUUCAAUGCAAAAGUGAACGAUGGCAAUGCGAAGGGGAGUAUUGGCGAUGCGGACGCUGCGCCAGAGCGGCCAUACGGCGUCUUCGGCUGCAUCUAGCUGUCGGGUGUUGUCGACACACGUCUCCGUGAUCGGUUUGCACUGGAAGACGGACGAGACUCGGCUGCGUGAAGUUUUUGAGAGCUACGGAACGUUAGAGGAUGCCAAGCUGUUAACACCCGAGCAUUCGUCAAUGCACCUGUGGGCAUCCCUGGUGUAUUCAACAUUCGACGAGGCGCUGGAGGCGACGAGCGAAAUGAACGGCCAGGAACUGGACGGCCGCUUGCUGCGUGUGAGCAUCGUGGACCCGCCUACGGAGGGCGGGUCGGGUGCCAUGUAACCAACAUACUUUUUGAUGAAGUGUUAAGUUUGGUGUAGUGUUAUUAUGCUGCAGUGCUUUACUCGGUAGUAGGCACAGCCCGCGUGUUUUUCCACGCCAAGAGCCCGUGGAAAUCAUCCUUAACCAGGCCAAGCAGCGUGGCCAGUUUAUCGUUUGCACGAGCGGCGCCUACACUCACCCGGGAGAUAUUCUGUUGCAAUCGGUCGCCGGUACGGGCUGCUACAGCUUGGACGAGCUCGUAGUUCUUGUCGUGCAUCUCUCGAGCGCGCUGGAAAUUCUGGGAAGCUGUGUAGAUCUUACCAAGCCGCGCGCACGCAUCAGCCUGGUUGACGAUGUUCUCAGCUCUCGUUGCGAUAGCCACGUAUUGAUUCAAGAACUCGAUGGACAACUGCUGAUUGCCGAGCUUCUCGUGUGCUGUUGCCAACGCUGCACAAGCAUUGCCCUCACCGUCUGAGUCUCCAAUUUGACGUGCUACUGCGAGCUACAGACACACAAAACAAUAUGUAUAAACAACCAGCACAACGCAGUAUUGCUUACGAUAACGCACAUUAGUCUCCAGGAAGGGAAGCCCCUUGGCAGGCUCAUUAAGAGCGUUGUAGCAGGUGCCUAUCUUGAAUUGAGAAUGGGCUUGUGCCUCCGGGUUGUGAGCCUUGACCGCACAGUCUAAACGGAGCUUGUACAGUUCAAUGGCCUCAAGAAACUGCUUCGCUUGCUCAUGACGCAAUGCUAGAUCCACG